CAAGUGGUUUCUCUCUCGCAGGUUGGCUGUGGUGGCACAGGCACACCUCCCCAGAGCCCAUCAUCCAUCGCUAUUCCUGCUGCUGCCUCUUCUCGCUCGCUCUCUUCCCUCAUUCCCUCUUCUUUGCUGCUCGAAUCCCUUGUGCCUGCUUCCCACUCCCCUCGCUUUCCCGUUCCGAUCCCUUUUCUCGCCGCAGAAUUCCGUCUGGGUUUGAGUUUUUUUGGUGCAGUUCGAGGGUGGGUGUGAGCUGUGCAGAAGCGAGGAACGAUGCUUUGUGGGUUGUGUCAUCUCAGGUAGUGGAUUGCGUCUGAGAGUUUUAGCGUGUCUCAUGGUGUUGUGAUUACAGGUGGAUCGAGGAUUUGUGGGUGGGGGGUUUUUUUUGGGGUGUUUCUGAGGGUUGGAAGGUUAGGGUUUCGUGAUUUUUGUAGAGGUUUGCAUCUUGGUCUCGGGGUGUAGAUUUGGUGGUGACACGAGAUACAGCAUAUGGGUUAGGGUUAAUAGUGAGGUAUGCGUUUGGUCGCGUUUGGUCGCCUCCCAAUGUGUUCAGCUCAAUUUGGAUUUGUUGUGGUUUGGAGUAGAUUUGAGUUUGAUGAGUCGUGGGGAGGAUUUUAGUGUGAAGCGCUUUUUUGGUUUGUUUUGAACGUUUUUGACAUUAACAUCGAUUUGAGAUUUUUGUCUCCUUUACUUUUUUCGAGUCUGUAGGCGGAAGUACUUGGAAAGGAGUUCCUUUUGCAUCUGAAUCGUGGUGUAGGUUAGAAAAGAGAGAUGGCUGGGAUCUUGAAAAAGAUUUUUGGUGGUUUUUCGCACCACCAUAACAAGAAAGAGGAGAAAGAAAAAAUUGAGAAGGAGAAGAAAGUUUCAGAAGUUGUCGCUCCACAAUCGAUACCUGAAGAAGUAAGUUCGGGACGAGGAGGACGAGGUUUCAGUGUGCAGGUUGCCGUUCCGGCAGAUCCUGUUGUUCAUGCCCCUGUUGUUUCUGAAUGUAAUGGUGAUGGCGGAGUCCAAGGGUUGACAUGGUAUGCUAAAGAGCUUCGUGCAGACGACGAUGGCGACGUUGCGCAAGAGUUUUUGAAGGAAGUCAUUCCUGAGUCGCGAGACCCCAGUGUAAUUACUCCGUCAGGUUUCGAAGCAGUGGCGGCAAAGCACACAAGACCGCUGAAAUUUAAAGGCCCUGUUUGCACACAGAAUGGAAACGUGCAUAUUUCUUGAGUUUUCUAUGAAAUAGCUGUGGAUAUGAAGAGAACUUCAUGCCGCAUUAACUUAAAUUAUAAUUUGAGGUCAGUCGUGUAAGGAUAGUUUGGCUGUUUCCUCCAUUCUUAAGGUAUGCAUGCCUUUAUUUGGACUUUACGUCCUGACGAUUAAAAAUCUACAUCUAGCGUCAAUUCUAUGAAUUGCUGAGAGAUUCACCUUUCAGGUGCUUGUUUCUGAUCUUCCCAGAUCGGAUUUAAUACUCCUCCUAAGGUAGGUGGAGUUCAACUUGGUGUUGAGGUAUUUUGUUCAUCUGCUGCACCUAUUGAUGCUUAUGUGCACAAUGGUGCUGCCUGUUGAAUAUGGAUCGAAUUUCCCUUUUUUACU
This is a messenger RNA of Physcomitrium patens, 1575 nucleotides long. RefSeq lists its product as uncharacterized. The record is from RefSeq and is a predicted model, not a curated record. NCBI's taxonomy places the organism in Eukaryota, Viridiplantae, Streptophyta, Bryopsida, Funariales, Funariaceae.